Messenger RNA from Sinocyclocheilus grahami, 1245 nucleotides. Its product is annotated as synaptic vesicle membrane protein VAT-1 homolog-like. Gene Ontology annotation, molecular function: oxidoreductase activity. The transcript is spliced from 8 exons. The coding region runs from base 94 to 1245 and encodes 383 amino acids. The record is from RefSeq and is a predicted model, not a curated record. NCBI's taxonomy places the organism in Eukaryota, Metazoa, Chordata, Actinopteri, Cypriniformes, Cyprinidae.
UCGCUAGUGGAUGGUGCGGCAGGAGCAGCAAAGAGAGCGCAGUCUCCAGGAGGGCUUCGGCAGACCGUUAGGCUGUUCACAUCGUCUUCAGACAUGGCAAAGGAAGGGACUGAGAUUGCUGAAGAGACCGAGCAAAUGAUAGACCAGAAGGAGCCGGAUAAUCCCGUUUGUGCGGUUGUAGAUUCAAAAGAAAUGCGGGCUGUGGUGCUGACUGGCUUUGGUGGUAUAAACAAACUCAAAGUCACCAAGAGACCAAUGCCAGAGCCUCAGGGAGGAGAGGUCAAAAUUCGCGUGAAAGCAUGUGGGCUGAACUUUCUUGAUCUAAUGGUGCGUCAAGGAAAUAUUGAUAAUCCUCCAAAAACGCCUCUUGUGCCUGGAUUUGAGUGUUCUGGGAUUGUAGAGUCUGUGGGAGAAAACACCAAAGGCUUUGAGAUAGGUGACAGAGUGAUGGCCUUUGUAAACUACAAUGCUUGGGCAGAGGUGGUGUGCACACCGUUGGAUUUCGUGCAUAAGAUCCCAGACGACAUGACAUUCCCAGAGGCGGCUGCCUUCUCUAUGAACUUUGUGGCUGCCUACAUGAUGCUGUUUGAAGUGGCCAAUCUCCGGGAGGGGAUGUCUGUAUUAGUUCACUCCGCAGGAGGUGCGGUGGGUCAAGCAGUCGCUCAACUUUGUUCCACUGUCCCGAACGUCACUGUGUUUGGGACCGCCUCACCCUUCAAGCACGAAGCCAUAAAGCAUUCAGUCACUCAUCUGUUUGACAGAAACAUCGACUACGUUCCGGAAGUUAAGAAGAUAUCUCCAGAUGGAGUAGAUAUUGUACUGGACUGUUUGUGUGGAGAGAACACAGGAAAAGGCCUAACUCUGCUCAAGCCCAUGGGAACGUACAUCCUGUAUGGUUCAUCAAACAUGGUGACAGGAGAGACAAAAAGUUUCUUCAGUUUUGCUAAAUCUUGGUGGCAGGUUGAGAAGGUGAACCCUAUCAAACUCUAUGAGGAGAAUAAAGUCAUAGCCGGAUUCUCGCUCCUGAACCUCCUCUUCAAGCAGGGAGGGUGCAACCAAGUCAAAACAGCAGUGCAAAAACUUCUUUCCCUUUACGACCAAAAGAAGAUCAAGCCUGUUGUUGAUUCCUUAUGGGCACUUGAGGAGAUGGCCAAUGACAGCACAGAGACCAGUGAGGCAGGCGAGGAAGAAGAGGAGCAAGAGGGAGACAAUGACAACAAAGAGCGAAUGCCCUUCAUUCAGUGA